AUGUCUUCAAAAGAUGGAGGCGACAAAGGAAAGUCUACUCAGGGCGCCGGGGACAACAAAGAGAAGCGAAGAAAAGAAUCUAUUCUAGAUUUAAGUAAAUACUUAGAAAAGAGCAUUCGUGUUAAGUUCGCUGGAGGUAGGGAAGCAGCAGGGAUAUUGAAAGGUUAUGAUCCUCUUUUGAAUCUUGUAUUAGACAAUACUACGGAGUUUUUAAGAGAUCCUGAUGAUCCUUACAAAUUAUUGGAUGACACAAGAGCUUUAGGUCUAGUUGUAUGUAGAGGAACCUCUGUUGUUUUAAUAUGUCCCAUGGAUGGAAUGGAAGCGAUACCAAAUCCUUUCAUAACUCAGGAUGGGUAA
Arctia plantaginis is the source of this 357-nucleotide messenger RNA. The record is from the annotation of a GenBank genome assembly. NCBI's taxonomy places the organism in Eukaryota, Metazoa, Arthropoda, Insecta, Lepidoptera, Erebidae.